UUUCUGGUGUGUCAACAUGCGUCCAGUGUCAAAAGCCUCUAGCCUCUAUACCUCUGUCCAUCCAUCUGUAUUCAAAAACACGCACGCGCGCACUAGUCCAACGAAAAAUCCAUAAUUAUCCCCAUGCAUGAUGAGCAUGAAACACAGCUCAUAACUUUCCUUCUCCAAAUGGUGUUGUUCUCCAUCAUAACUUCUUCUUCUUCUUCUUCUUCUUCAAUGGUGAUGGUGGUGGUCCGCUUGCAUGUAUUGGCGCUGGUAGCUCUUUGGAUGGGCACCACGACCACCGAAGCAGCGAUAACCCUGCCGGGAAACGCGACGAUCUCGGCGGUGAUACUGUUCGGAGAUUCGAUCGUGGAUCAAGGGAACAACAACCAUCUGAAGACGGUGGUGAAGAGCAAUUUCUCUCCAUAUGGGAAGGACUUCAAGGGCGGAGUUCCAACUGGAAGGUUUUGCAAUGGCAAAACCCCUGCUGACUUAGUAGCUGAAGAAUUGGGGAUAAAAGAAUUAGUGACAGCAUACCUAGAUCCCCAGUUUCAGGGUGAGGAUGUCCCCACUGGUGUCAGCUUUGCUUCCGGAGGCACUGGAUUCGAUCCCCAAACUGCUCAGCUUGCCUCAGUUAUAUCGAUGUCGGAUCAGCUGGAAAUGUUCAAAGAGUACAUUGGAAAGCUACAGGCAAUGGUUGGAGAAGACAGAACAAACUACAUACUGAGGAACAGCCUGUUUUUCGUGGUGGCUGGCAGUGAUGACCUUGCCAACACCUAUUUCACUGUUGGCAUCAGGAAACUGCAGUAUGAUAUUGAUUCUUACACUAAUCUGAUGCUCAAUUCGGCUUCUGAUUUUGUCAAGACCCUGUAUACAUUGGGAGGCAGAAGAAUUGCAGUUUUCGGCCUUCCGCCAAUCGGAUGUCUGCCGUCUCAGAGGACACUCGCCGGGGGAAAGCUUAGGGCUUGCGCCGAGAAUUACAACCAAGCAGCACAGUUGUUCAAUGCCAAGCUAUCAAACGCUCUUCCUGCUCUUGCCUCUGGCCUUGGAGAUGCCGAAGUCAGGAUAGUCUACAUUGAUAUCUACAACCCUCUUCUUGAGCUCAUUCAAAAUCCCCAAAAAUAUGGUUUCAGUGUUGCAGAUAGAGGGUGCUGUGGCACAGGAAAAAUUGAAGUAGUGAUACUAUGCAAUCGUUUGGGAAAGACGUGUGAAGAUGAUUCUCAGUAUGUGUUUUGGGAUAGUUACCAUCCCACUGAGAAGGGUUACAGAGUGUUAGUCCAUCAAAUCCUCAACAAAUUCUCUUCUUCUUCUUCUUCUUCAAUGGCGGUGUUGUUCUGUUUGCACGUUUUUCUUCUUGUAAUCAGCAGGAUUAAUGCGGUGAUAACGCUACCGGGAAACAUGACAAUUCCGGCGUUGAUCAUUUUUGGAGAUUCGAUCGUCGAUCAGGGAAACAACAACAAUCUCAACACCUUCGCCAGAUGCAAUUACUCUCCGUAUGGAAAGGACUUCAGAGGCGGAAUUCCGACCGGACGGUUCUGCAACGGCAAAACUCCGGCCGACCUAGUAGCUGAAGAAUUAGGGAUUAAAGAGUAUCUGCCGGCGUAUCUGGAUCCCAAUUUCAAGGAUGAAGACGCCCUCACUGGUGCGAGCUUUGCUUCUGGAGGCACGGGAUUUGAUCCUCUAACAUCUCAGUUAUCGUCAGCUUUUUCGAUGUCGGAUCAGCUAGACAUGUUUAAAGGGUACACUGGCAAGCUAAAGGCAAUGGUUGGAGAGGACAGAACAAACCAAAUCCUAACAAACAGCCUCUUCUUAGUGGUGGCUGGAAGCAACGACCUUACAAAUACCUAUUUUACAGCUGGGAUCAGGAAGUUGAAUUACGAUAUCAAAGCCUACACUGACUUUUUAGUCAAUUCAGCUUCUGAUUUUAUACGGAAUCUAUACGCCGCCGGAGGGAGAAGAAUUGGCGUUUUCGGCAUUCCUCCGAUAGGAUGUUUGCCAUCGCAGAGGACACUCGCCGGCGGAGGGCUUCGAGUGUGCGCCGAAAAUUACAACCAGGCUGCGCAGUUGUUCAACGCCAAGCUAUCAGAGGCUCUUCAUUCUCUUACCUCCACCCUCAAUGACCGAAACGCCAGGCUCGUUUACAUCGAUAUCUACAACCCUCUCAUUGACAUCAUUCAACAUCCCAAAAAAUAUGGUUUUGAGGUUGUCGACAAAGGAUGCUGUGGAACGGGAACCAUAGAAGUGGCGAUUUUAUGUAAUUUUACAAGCAAAAUGUGUCCAGACGAGUCAAUAUACUUAUUUUGGGAUAGCUUCCAUCCCACAGAAGGAGGAUAUAAGGUCUUGGUUAAGCAGAUUUUACACAAAAAUGUCCAAAAGUUCAUUUGAAUUAUUAGCCGUCCGUCUGCAGUGACAUUACUAUUUUAAUUAUUAUGCAAAAAAGUAGUUCAUUCGUAAUGCAUUGUUUGCACCUAAACA
Molecule: messenger RNA, 2457 nt
Organism: Diospyros lotus (date-plum)
Lineage: Eukaryota; Viridiplantae; Streptophyta; Magnoliopsida; Ericales; Ebenaceae
Product: GDSL esterase/lipase EXL3-like
Exons: 10
Coding region: 124-2367 (747 amino acids)
Cellular component (GO): extracellular region
Molecular function (GO): hydrolase activity, acting on ester bonds
Source: RefSeq, a predicted model, not a curated record